AGCGAAAAAAAGUUGUGUUUGUUUUUUGUUUUUCAAGUUCGCUACCAGUCAGAUUCGAACCUGGGACCUCCAAGGGGUGGAGCUGGUGGAGGAGGUGGGUGAACCAAAUGUGUUUGUUCAUCUUGACACUUACCACAUGAAUAUCGAGGAGAACAGCCUCUCUGGUGCCAUUGAAUUAUGUGGUGAUAAGCUGCAGUAUGUGCAUAUUGGAGAAAGUCACCGUGGUUACUUGGGAUCAGGCCAAGUCAAAUGGGAGGAGCUCUUUCGCGGACUUGUCCGGGCAAAAUACAAGGGUCCAUUGACCUUCGAGUCAUUCUCCUCCAAGGUGGUCAACGCAAGGUUGUCCAAUGAUUUAUGCGUCUGGCGUAAUUUGUGGGACGAUUCCGAGGAUCUUGCAAGGACCGCAAAGGAGUUCAUUGAUGCACAAUUGGAUGCUGCUAUGCGCUGCUCUGUAGAACGGUAACUCAGAAGACAAUGGAGUUGGGUGGGUCUUUUUCUGGGAGACUAUACAGGUGGGCAAUAAGGUUCCACUAGUUCAGUGGAAAAGGACCACUGAAAGAGAAUCACUGAAGCAUUUUGUUUCAAUCUGAUUGGUAGAUAACGGAGGGGAGCAUAGGCAUCCGUUGAAUGUUGUAGAAACGUUCAUCCACAAGUGGGGACCAGCUUCUGUCCAAUGAUGAGAAAGGGAAAAGGAGGGGGGCUUAGUAGCAGUUGAGGCGGAGUAAGGGAAGAUCAUUCGAAGAUGAGAUGCUCAAUUGCAGGAAGCAAUGACUGUUUUUGGCUC
Molecule: messenger RNA, 784 nt
Organism: Chara braunii
Lineage: Eukaryota; Viridiplantae; Streptophyta; Charophyceae; Charales; Characeae
Source: the annotation of a GenBank genome assembly